Molecule: messenger RNA, 3573 nt
Organism: Ziziphus jujuba (common jujube)
Lineage: Eukaryota; Viridiplantae; Streptophyta; Magnoliopsida; Rosales; Rhamnaceae
Product: receptor protein-tyrosine kinase CEPR1
Exons: 2
Coding region: 292-3198 (968 amino acids)
Biological process (GO): protein phosphorylation
Molecular function (GO): ATP binding; receptor serine/threonine kinase binding; protein kinase activity
Source: RefSeq, a predicted model, not a curated record
CACGACCUAUUCAGUGGAGUAUAAACUUAAAGCCUCUUUAUACAAAAGAUAUAUGCUUCUCUCUCUCUCUCUCUCUCUCUGUCUCUCUCCUUCAAACCCAAAUAAUCUCAAUCCCUUUUAUUCAUCAUCGAGAGCUUAUUACUUCUUGUGCUGCACCCAAUGAUCACCUCAAUCAUCGCUAUAUUUAUAUUCUUCAUCUCUUCCUCAUCUCCUUCCCUUCAUCAACAGCAACAACAAACUUAACUCUCUCUUUAUCUCUGUCUCUCUCUCUCUUUCUCAUUUCCGUAAAAAAUGGCUUCUAAAUCCACUUUCUUCCUUUUUGUUUUGCUUCUUUCUCAGUUUCUUCCUUCUCAACCCACGCCCUCUACUAACCAGCUUCAGUUCUUCAUGUUAAUGAACAAAACUCUCUCAGGGAAUUCUUUAUCCAAUUGGGAUAUGUCAGGGGGAGGGAAACUACCACUUUGCAACUUCUCCGGUGUCGGCUGCAAUGAAGAAGGCUAUGUUUUCAAGGUUGAUAUCACCGGCUGGUCAGUUUCCGGCCACUUCCCGGCCAAUAUAUGCUCUUAUCUACCGGAGUUGCGCAUCCUCCGGCUCAGCAACAACAGAUUCCUCGGCGAGUUUCCGGAUGGUAUCACAAACUGUUCUGUCCUGGAAGAGCUUAGCAUGGCUCGUCUUUAUCUCACCGGCAAGCUACCGGAUUUCUCUAACAUGAAAUCUCUUCGGAUUCUCGACUUGUCCUACAAUCUAUUCAUCGGAAUGUUCCCGAUGUCGGUGUUCAAUCUCACCAACCUCGAGCUGCUCAACUUCAAUGAAAAUGUGAACUUCAGUUUGUGGAAAUUGCCGGAGAAUAUAUCAAGGUUGACAAAGCUCAAAUCAAUGCUGUUGAUGACUUGCAUGCUCGAAGGGAAAAUCCCGAAAUCGAUAGGAAACAUGACUUCUCUAGCCGAUCUCGAACUGAGUGGUAAUUUCCUGACUGGAGAGGUACCAUCAGAGAUAGGUAUGCUCAAGAAUUUGAAACAGCUUGAGCUUUACUACAACCAGCUCGUCGGAAACAUACCCCACGAAAUCGGAAACCUCACCGAGCUCGAGGACUUAGACAUGUCGGUUAACCGCUUCACCGGAAAGCUUCCGGAGUCGGUCUGCCGGAUUCCAAAGCUCCGAGUCGUGCAGUUUUACAACAACACACUCAGUGGUGAAAUCCCAAGUUGUAUUGCUGAUUCAACAACACUGACUAUGCUAUCACUCUACGACAAUUUUCUCACUGGAGAAGUCCCGAGGAACCUCGGGUAUUCGUCGCCGUUGGUCGUGUUAGACUUGUCGGAGAAUCGUUUUUCAGGUCCACUUCCAACAGAGGUUUGCAACGGAGGUAAGUUGCUUUAUUUUCUCGUCCUGGAAAACUUGUUUUCCGGGGAAAUCCCAGAGAGUUAUGGAAUAAAGUGUCAGUCUCUGAUUAGAUUCCGAGUCAGUUCUAAUCGUUUGGAGGGUAAAAUACCUGAAGGAAUUCUGGGUUUUCCUCACGUUUCGAUCAUUGAUUUGGGGUAUAACAAUCUCAGUGGUACGAUUUCAAGCUCAAUUGUGAAAGCUAGAAACUUGUCUGAACUGUUCAUACAGAGCAACAUGAUCUCCGGUACUCUGCCUCCCGGAAUUUCCAGAGCAAUCAAUCUUGUUAAGAUUGAUCUUAGCAAUAAUCUUCUCUCUGGUCCGAUUCCUUCUGAGAUUGGAAGUCUCAAGAAUCUAAAUUUGCUUCUUUUGCAAGGAAACAAGCUCUGUUUUUCAAUCCCGGAUUCACUCUCUUCAUUGAAAUCUCUCAAUGUUCUUGAUCUUUCCAAUAACCUCUUGACAGGAAAAAUCCCAGAGAGUCUUUCUGAACUGUUACCAAACUCAAUCAAUUUCUCCAACAAUAAGCUUUCCGGUCCCAUUCCUUUGUCAUUGAUCAGAGGAGGUUUGGUGGAAAGCUUUUCAGGUAACCCAGGUCUCUGUGUCUCUGUCUAUUCCAACACUUCAGAUCAGAAUUUCCCAAUUUGUCCACAGAAAUACAAUCGAAAAAGACUGAACUCCAUCUGGGCAAUCGGAAUUUCGCUCAUAAUCAUCCUUGUUGGAGCUCUACUCUUUCUGAAACGAAAGUUCGGAAAAGAAAGAGCAAUGGUGGAACAUGAUGAGACAUUAUCAUCUUCAUUCCUCUCAUAUGAUGUGAAGAGUUUCCAUCGAAUUAGUUUCGAUCAGCGCGAGAUCAUCGAGGCCAUGGUGGAUAAGAACAUAGUGGGACAUGGAGGAUCAGGAACAGUUUAUAAGAUUGAGCUGAGCAGCAAAGAAGUUGUAGCAGUGAAGAGGCUUUGGAGCAACAGAGGGAAAGAAUAUUCAUCACCAGAUCAAGAUGGUAUCUUUUUGGAUAAGGCACUGAAAACAGAAGUGGAAACUCUAGGAAGUAUAAGGCACAAGAACAUUGUGAAAUUGUAUUGCUAUUUCUCAAGUUUGGAUUGCAGUCUCUUGGUCUAUGAGUAUAUGCCAAAUGGAAAUCUUUGGGAUGCUCUUCACAAAGGUUGGGUUCAUUUGGAUUGGCCAAUCAGACAUCAGAUUGCUCUUGGAAUUGCUCAGGGUUUGGCUUAUCUUCAUCAUGAUCUUCUGCCUCCUAUCAUUCAUAGAGAUAUCAAAACCACUAAUAUACUACUUGAUGUUCAUUAUCAGCCAAAAGUUGCAGAUUUUGGCAUAGCCAAGGUUUUACAGGCAAGAGGAGGGAAAGAUUCCACCACCACUGUUAUUGCUGGCACUUAUGGCUAUUUAGCCCCAGAAUAUGCAUAUUCAUCCAAAGCAACAACCAAAUGCGAUGUGUACAGUUUUGGAGUAGUUCUAAUGGAAUUGAUAACCGGAAAAAAGCCAAUGGAGGCAGAGUUUGGUGACAACAAGAACCUCAUAUACUGGGUUUUUAACAAAGUGGACACCGAAGGAGCAAUAGCGGUGUUGGACAAGAGAUUAUCAGGGUCAUUCAAAGAUGAGAUGAUCCAAGUUCUUCGGAUUGCAAUGCGAUGCACUCACAAGAACCCAGCAAUUCGACCAACAAUGAAAGAGGUGGUUCAGUUGCUCAUAGAGGCAGACCCUUGCAGAUUCGAUUCUCGCAGGUCAUCCAAUAAGACCAAAGAAACUUCAAAUAAUAAUAAUGAUAAUAAUGUCACUAAGGUAAAGAAUCAAUUAGAAUUAUAACCAAGUUUUUGGUAGGGCUCAACGUUGAUCAAAGAACUAUAUAUAUAUAUAUAUAUAUACUAGAUAUACUAUAGGACCACGGUCGGUCUCUCUAUAGAGAAAUUGAUUGGGAGACUACUCAUUAUAGAGAACAACUAUUAACCUUCUUUUUUUAUUUUUUGUUUCUUUUUUUUCUUUUUUUUUUUUGUUUCCUAUGGAAAGGUGGCAUGUAGAUUCUGUCCCUGUUCUUCUCUCCAUUUUUUUCCUUUUGUUUCUGCCUCUUGUAAGGACUAAAUAGAAUAGAGUUUAAUCACUAUAAAUAUUGCUUUUAGUGUUAUAUAUACACACAUAAAUAGUAUAUAUAUAUAUAUAUGCUUUCAUAUUUUUUUCAUGGCC